AUGGGAAUAGACAUUGUCAACUUCUAUAGCAGUUAUGGUAGUUAUCACAGCAAUUUAGUGAACAAAGCCAUUCACUUAGUUUGCAUUCCACUCAUUUUGCUCUCUGCUGUCUAAAUUUUGAACCAUUACACAUUCACCAUCGACACAGGCUGUUGUAAGCUUAACAUUGGUUUAAUCAUGCUCUUAGUCCUCGCUCUGGUGUAUAUGGCUGUCGACUUUUUGAGUGGAAUUCUUGCUUCUUCAUUUUACAUAUCAGUCACUCUUCUACUCAACCAACACUUUGCCAAUGCAGAUGAGGCUUAAUGGAGUCAUCACCUGUGUGUGGCCAUUACUUUCCAAGUGACUUGCUGGAUUUUGUAAUUUAUUGGACAUGGAGUGUUUGAAAAGCGAGCACCUGCCCUGUUGGACAAUAUCCUGUAAAUCUUUGUGGCUCCUGACUUUGUGUUCUUGGAAAUAUUGUUCUUUUUGGGUUACAAACCACAGAUCCAUAAGGCUUGUUAGAUUUAGAUUGAGAACAGUGUCAAACAGUUCAGAAAUGAUAAGAAACAAAAAUGA
Messenger RNA from Paramecium tetraurelia, 555 nucleotides. RefSeq lists its product as uncharacterized. NCBI's taxonomy places the organism in Eukaryota, Ciliophora, Oligohymenophorea, Peniculida, Parameciidae. The transcript has 4 exons. Gene Ontology annotation, cellular component: endoplasmic reticulum. The record is from RefSeq and is a predicted model, not a curated record. Gene Ontology annotation, biological process: sphingoid catabolic process.